GAGCUUUCCAGAAUACGGGUGUGAAAAAAACCACAGUGUGGGCUACACGUAGCGAGAGAGGAAGGAAAAUAUCGAUUGUGUUGCGAAGAAAAUCCGGAGAAGUGCCAUGGAGGUUCGGAGUGUGUGGUGUGUGUUGCUGAUCAGCUGCCUGCUCCACAAGAACUCGGCUAACAAUGACUUCUUCACUUCCAUCGGCCAGAUGACAGACCUACUGUUUACGGAGAAGGAUCUGGUGACCUCCCUGAAAGACUACAUCAAAGCAGAAGAGAGCAAGCUGGAGCAGGUUAAACAGUGGGCCGAGAAACUGGACGCUUUAACGGCCACAGCGACACAGGACCCCGAAGGUUUCCUUGGUCACCCGGUCAACGCCUUCAAACUGAUGAAGAGGCUGAACACAGAGUGGGGCGAGGUGGAGAACCUGGUGCUCAGGGACAUGUCUGAUGGUUUCAUCUCCAACCUGACCAUCCAGCGGCAGCACUUCCCCAACGACGAGGACCAGACGGGAGCAGCCAAGGCGCUGCUCAGGCUGCAGGACACCUACAAGCUGGACACACAGACCAUCUCCACUGGUGACCUGCCUGGCAUUUCCUCAGAGCUGCCCUAUAAGAGCUCUCUAACAGUGGAAGACUGUUUUGAGCUGGGGAAGAUCGCAUACUCAGAAGCAGAUUACUACCACACGGAGCUAUGGAUGGCGCAGGCUCUCCGACAGUUGGAUGAAGGAGAGGAAUCCAGCAUUGACACAGUGACUGUACUGGACUACCUCAGCUACUCCAUCUACCAGCAGGGUGAACUGGAGAGAGCACUGGAAUACACUAAGAGACUUCUGUCUCUGGAUCCAGAUCAUCAGAGAGCCAACGGCAACCUGAAGUACUUUGAGUACCAGCUGGCCAAGCAGAGGAAAGUAGAGAGGGAGCAGAAAGUAAAGGAGGAGAAAAAAGAGAGAGAGAAGAGGGAGGUGGACAAAAAGAAGAAUUUCCUUCCAGAGAAGAGGAAGUACGAGCAGCUUUGCAGGGGAGAAGGGAUCAAACUGACCCCGCGCAGACAGAGCCGGCUCUUCUGUCGCCUCUUUGACAACAAAAGACACCCGUAUUACCUGCUUGGCCCGGUGAAACAGGAGGACGAGUGGGACCGGCCACGCAUCGUCCGCUACCACGACAUCAUCAACGAGAGAGAGAUGGAGAAGGUGAAGGAACUGGCCAAGCCCAGGCUGCGCCGAGCCACCAUCUCCAACCCCAUCACUGGUGUGCUGGAAACUGCCCACUAUCGCAUCAGCAAAAGGAGAGCCACCGUGCAUGACCCCCAAACAGGGAAACUCACCACAGCCCAGUACAGAGUCUCCAAGAGUGCUUGGUUAGCAGCCUACGAGCAUCCAGUGGUGGACCGCAUUAAUCAGAGAAUCCAGGACCUCACAGGCCUCGACGUCACCACAGCAGAGGAGCUGCAGGUAGCUAAUUAUGGUGUAGGAGGCCAGUAUGAACCUCAUUUUGACUUUGGACGGAAAGACGAGCCGGAUGCCUUUAAAGAGUUGGGCACAGGAAACCGCAUUGCCACCUGGCUCUUCUACAUGAGCGAUGUGGCAGCAGGGGGCGCCACAGUCUUCCCUGAAGCAGGAGCAGCAGUAAAGCCAAUGAAGGGCACAGCAGUGUUCUGGUAUAAUCUGUUCCCCAGUGGAGAGGGGGACUACAGCACGAGGCACGCCGCCUGUCCAGUACUGGUGGGGAACAAGUGGGUUUCAAAUAAAUGGAUCCACGAGAGAGGCCAGGAGUUCCGAAGGCCCUGCGGCCUGCUGCCGUCAGACUGACCCCUCCUGCGUCGUCCCCUUCUCUCCCUCGUUUGCGUGUGACUCUGUGGACUGAGAGCUUUGAGACGUUCCCGAUUUCCCCCACCAAAUGCACACCAACUGCUGCGUUGGCCUUCAGCAGCCGACGCGUCUGCCUUUAAAUCAGUUUUGUUUUCAUUUGAGAUGAAUGUCAGUAUGUCUGAAUUGUGUUGAUGCCUUUAGUGCCUUUUGUCAUUUCACACACGAGCAGCUUGUGCCUCUUUACAUCACUCCAUCCUGCAUGGGGCCUUAAAGUUACACUCCAGCAUCCAUCAGCACCAUCGCUGUCCAACAUAUCUGUAGUGUACGGUCAGUUACCACAGACAAUCACCUCUCCAAGAGUCCGUCUCAUAGAAAAAGACAGAAAAUCUGAUGACUCCAAACUCACUUAUAGUACAAGCCGAUGGGCAGAUGCUGAAUUUAAUAAACAUUUAUGUGAAACGUGUAUUUUUGUCUCAUGAAUUCUUCAGGAGGUACGAGGUUCAUAAGUUUGGAGACUGGAAUGUGAAAGAAAUCAGAGUAAGAGUUCACAUGCACUGAGAAAUCUGAAUACUGAGCUAGUUUCUAGAUCAGAGUAUGCUGUUUACAUGACCAUACAUGAAUAAUCGGAUAACUGCAGGCAUCCAAUCGGAUUAUCGAGUGCAUGUAAACACUCAUUGUUUAAAUAAUAUACAACCAAAUUUGACGGUUCAAAUACUGAUUGUUAAUUGGUUUCAAACUAUUUGAUGAAAUGGAGCUGUAGAUGAUUAAGUUUUUUAUGCGGAAUACCUCGAAUUUGAAAACUAGUGAAUUCUCGCUGAUCAAAUAGCUGUUCGUGGGUAUUUUAUGGCAGAAAAUUUGUGCAAACAGAUAAGGUUUUUGAUUUAAUAACUGUUUUCUUUGGUCAUGUCAUAUUUUCUCAGUGUUCUCAACAUACUUUAAAUUUGUGGGUAAACUAUUUUUGUUGGCUUUUAACAUCUCAAGUCAUACAAGUUAUAGUUGAUUAAAAAAAAGUGAUUCUAAACUUUUGUAUAUUCGUAAAUUAAGCUGUAUUCUGUAUAAUUAGUUUAUUCAGAGAUGGGAAUAGUUUUCCAGAGGAAAGAAUUUGUGUUCAUUUGUUACCAGUGUAGAGAUGUGGGUGGAGUUUUCCCUAUUAAACCCUUAGGAAAACUUACUGUAAAACUGGUUAAAGAACAGCUUUCUCCUAGUCUGUUUCAUGACUUCUAAAAGUCAAAAGUUUAAAAGUUUCAAUGUUUCGAUUUUGUGAUAUGUAGUCAACCAUUUAUUUCCAAUAUUCAGCAACUGCCCAUUGGCUUCCAAGUGAUUUUAGCAUCAACAGGCUUUGUGCUUUCCUAAUGCUUAGAAAACUAAAUGCUGCGCAAUUAAAGCUCAUAACUCAAUUUCCCAACUCCAACUAGGAAAAAUAGCAAAGAAAACGCCCCCUCACCUGGAAAUUCCCACUCGGAAAGUCAGAAUGGAGUUUUCAACUCGGCAUGGCUGCUCACAACUUUGACAUUGACAAUAAAUUUGACAAUAAAUAUUUUCUACUUUUAAAUGAAUUUGCUUUAGAUUUGCCGACAUACAGAAACGGUAAUCGGUUAAAUUUAUAACACUGAAAGAGACCUACAUUUAUAACACUGGGAAUUUCUGACCUCCGACUAAGAAAAAAACAACUUCUCCAACUGGGAAUUCCUACUCAGAAAGUCAGGAAGAUGCUUUCAACGUUAGAUUUCAUAUCAACACCACCACCAGUAAUAAAGUAGCUCUACUUUUAAA
Pygocentrus nattereri (red-bellied piranha) is the source of this 3574-nucleotide messenger RNA. It is a transcript of the gene p4ha1a, whose product is annotated as prolyl 4-hydroxylase, alpha polypeptide I a. Gene Ontology annotation, molecular function: L-ascorbic acid binding; iron ion binding; protein binding. The record is from RefSeq and is a predicted model, not a curated record. Bases 107 to 1801 code for a protein of 564 amino acids. The transcript has 16 exons. Gene Ontology annotation, cellular component: endoplasmic reticulum. Gene Ontology annotation, biological process: peptidyl-proline hydroxylation to 4-hydroxy-L-proline. NCBI's taxonomy places the organism in Eukaryota, Metazoa, Chordata, Actinopteri, Characiformes, Serrasalmidae.